AUGAAUGAUAUCCCAAUCCUUUCAGAGCUUGACCCCGAAACUACAGUCGACAGACGAUCGACAAUCAGCCUGCAGCUGCCUAAUAUCCUCACCUUGGUCAACUUGAGCUUCCCGAGUUUAAUCCUGACAGGAACAUCUAUCUUGAGAUCCAAGGGGAUCCGUCCCGUCAUUUGCUCCUCUUGCAAGGCAUCAAGUAGAGCCCACACUCAACACUGUUGUGUUGUGGUGUCCCUGGUAGAAUCUGGGCAGCGAACCCUGGCAAAGGUUUGUUUUUUUGUACCACACGCUCAUGUGGCUCCCUCUCUCAUAGUAUAUACCGAUCUUUUUAUUGGGGUUGUUGGCCGUGAUUCGGACAUUGAACCAAGCGUAGAGGCUGAGGUCGAAAUUGAGUGUGAGGUUGUCGACCGAGUAUUGAGGGAGUUUUGGUUGGAAAACGAGGUAGAUAAUGCCUGCAGUGGCUCCUAUGACGACGAGCAGGAGGAUGAGGAGGCCGACUGUCCAACAUAG
Molecule: messenger RNA, 507 nt
Organism: Striga asiatica
Lineage: Eukaryota; Viridiplantae; Streptophyta; Magnoliopsida; Lamiales; Orobanchaceae
Source: the annotation of a GenBank genome assembly